UGCGUUGCAGUGUGUGCAACAAAGAGUUAAUCGGCACGCUCAGCAAAGUCGUGAAUCACCACACCCAACCGCCGGGCAAUGCCCGCUGUCCCCGUACCACCGGUGAGAUUCUUUCUAUGAUUCAGAGCAAGCACCCGAAGGGCCUUCCGACAGAUGCUGAGGAUCCGCAGGAUCUUGCAUUGGGUGAUGGAGCUGGUGCAUCGGGGGAGCCCGGUACAUCGUCGGCAGGGGGAGACGGUGGGCGUGACACAGGUUCAACGGGGGGACAAGGCAGUGGUGUCGGUUAUGAUUCAACAUCUAUUCAACGGCGGGAGAGGGCAGAUUUUGUUGCCUAUACAGCCGCUCCGGAUUCCAGGGGGCCUGACCUCCCGUCGAAGAUUGUUGACCACCUGCGGGGUCCCAUUCUGGCUGCCGCUCGCUCUCCGCAACCUCCAUCGGGUGUGCAGCAGUCGUCCAUGACGAGUAACGUGGUGGAUGAGCUGCAGAAGGAGUUCGACCAGGGGGCUGCUUCGUUCUUCUUUGAGAAUGCAAUCGCCUUCAAUGCCGCGCGCUCAGACUCGUACAAGAACUUGGAAAGGAUCAUGAACCCGCCAGCGAGGUCGAGGAAGAUGUUGCGAAUGCCAGGGUACAACUACUUGAGGACGAAGGCCCUGCCCGCGGAGUACAAAGUGGUGGACAAUGAUUUGGACAAGAUCCGAGAGCCGUGGGAUGUCACAGGCCUCACCUUGAUGACGGAUGGCACAACAACGACCAGCAACAGGCCGGUCAUGAACUUCAUUGCAGCCGGCGAUUCGGAGGCCGUCAUGGUGAGGAGUGUGGACAUGGAGGGGAAGGAUAAGUCGGCUCCGGCUUUGGCGAGGAUGUGGGAGGAGGGCACGGAGAUCACAACCUUCAUCAAGAGACAUCAGCGGGCGUUGGCGACGUUUUGGAAAAGUGGGAGGGAGUACAGGACACGAAUGAACAUCAAAGAAGGGAAGCCGUUGGAGCUGAUCCAACGGGGGGAGACUAGAUUUGGCAUGAACUUCCUCAUGCUGCAGCGUCUUCGGGAGUGUGAGGGCGUGUUGCUGUUGACUGUUUCCAACCCACUGUGGGAUGACUCUCCAUGGGACAGGACAGCAGCGACACGGGCGCGGUCGUCCAAGGAGCUCAUACGAGACCCUGGUUGGUGGUUGACUGUGGAGAGGGCAUGCACCUUGCUUGAGCCCGUUUACACCUUGAUGAAGAACAUGGACAGAGAUGGGAGGAUGGGUAUGCAGGUGUGGUCGUUGGGCAUCACGUUGGAGAAGAGAAUGGCCGUGCUACCCAUGGAUCACGAGACAAGGCAGUUCGUGAUGGCCAAGGUCAAAGACCGUGUGCGGAUGAUGGCUCUACCUGUGCAUGCAUCGGCUUGGAUGUUGCACCCGCUCCACCAAUCACCUCGACUCUUCGACGACUUGGAUUCCGAGGACAUUAUGAACACUUUGACACACUUUGCUUCGGUUCACCCGAAGAAUUCAAAGGAGUACAAAGAGUGUUGGAACUCCCUUAAGAGUUUUCAUCACAUGGAUCCGGAGUGGAUUGGGAAGAACUCUGAGGAGGCUUUGACGGGCAGUCACGUGUCUAUGGCGCAGUGGUGGUUGACUUAUGGGAAGAGGCACCCAACCUUGAUGAAGAUCGUUGUCGAAGUGCUUAGCAUGUGGACCACAGCCUCUCCAUGUGAGAUGAAUUGGUCCACGUUCGAUCUCGUUCACUCGAAGAGGAGGAACCUGUUGAGCCCGGAGAACCUGGAGAUGCUUGUCUUCAUCCACUGGAACAAGAAGUUGUUGCGCAUGUCGAAGGCCAAGAUGGGAUUUGUGAACACCGAGCAGCUAGAGUGGGAGACACCCGAGGACGACGCUCCUUUCGACGGUUUCAUGCGAGACGGGGGGUACGACCCCGCAGAGGUGAAGAGGAGGGCUGCCAACUGGUCGAAAUCUCGAGGGCGCAGAUCGAAGAGCACCAGAUUCGACGUGCGGGAGAUUCGGGAGGAGAGGGUGGAUGACAGGGCGUGGCUCCUUGAUGUUUCCUACCGCCCUCGCCGUCUCGCGGUUGACGACCGCGGGAAGACCGCUGCUGCUGUUGAUGAGGAGGAGGACGACACAGACGACAACGAUGGUGAUGAUGAGUUACUUGAAGUGCGGCUCACAGACAAGGGGCUUAGCAGGCGGUCGGGCGGCAGGUCAUGUUCCGCAAAGGAUGUCGACAUCACGCCACUGGCUGGCCCUGCAUCCGGCGGGCCUUCGGCGGCUGCUUCGGUGUCAGUGAUGGGCGACGUUGGUGCCUGUACACGACUGCGCAACUGCGCGGCCGGUGGCUGCGGGGCGACAUGCGAAGGAUCGACGGAUGUUGACGAGGACAGUGCUGCUGCGGGGGAUGUUGGAGACUUUGGUGUGUCUAUGGACGUUCUGGUUCCCGGUGCUGCUGAACACGAGGAUGGAGACACAGGUGCGGACAAGGACGACCCGGUCCCUGGAGCAGCGGAGGACACCCAUUGCACCGGCGGCGAUGUGUUCUCCACUCCGGACCCAAGGUUGCCGCUGGCUGACAGAUUCGCCUCCUUGUUGCAACACGUGGCCCCCAUUGCUGCAAGAGGCUCCAAGACAGACUUCCAGAAACACCUGGCUGCGAUGUCCCCCAUGAGGACUGAUUCCGAGGGACAGACUCCUGAUUGGGCCAGAUUCACUGGACCGACCCCUCCCACUCUGCAGUUGAGCGAGGACACUCCCACACAGGCCGGGGACGGAUCGCAGGGCAUGGUGUACAGGAGGAGGACCCGAGCUGCUGGACUUGACCACCCACAAGAUGCAGCUGCACACGUGAGCCAGUGUCGCCGCCCGAAAUCAACGCGAGCUUGGUGCACCAAGUGAAGAGUUUGGCGGGCAGGAAGAAAGGAGGGAAGAACAAGCCGAAGGAGACAGCGGAACCGUCGAGACAAGGUGGACGAG
Chara braunii is the source of this 2963-nucleotide messenger RNA. NCBI's taxonomy places the organism in Eukaryota, Viridiplantae, Streptophyta, Charophyceae, Charales, Characeae. The record is from the annotation of a GenBank genome assembly.